This is a messenger RNA of Suillus plorans, 576 nucleotides long. RefSeq lists its product as uncharacterized. Bases 1 to 576 code for a protein of 191 amino acids. The record is from RefSeq and is a predicted model, not a curated record. NCBI's taxonomy places the organism in Eukaryota, Fungi, Basidiomycota, Agaricomycetes, Boletales, Suillaceae. The transcript is spliced from 6 exons.
AUGAAUUCUGAUACCCACAUGCGAAUGGGACAUCCUAUUGUCUCUUCAUUGAUCAUUUUCUGCAGUAUCAUCGUGCUUUCAAUCUCAGCCUGGCUCACAUCAUGUUUUACUGUCGACGACAACUACUUCAGUCUAGCUGAACGAGACCGCACUCGUUUUCUAUUGUUCACUUCAGCAUGGACGAUCGUAUUCUCCGUUCUCUACAUGCUUUUCUUCUUUUAUCUUCCAGGAAGUGUUUUGGGUAGUGUGGGAUCUCAUAUCGUCUUCCUGUUUUUAACAUUUAUUUUCUGGACCGCGGGCGCUACAAGUAUAACUACAGUUCUCGGUGGAGAACUGAAUAGCAAUACCCAGAGAAGUAUAAUAUAUCUUGAUCAACUCAACGCACUACAAGGCUUUGCUUGGGUCACUGAGGCUCUUGUAACUUUCGCAUUAGUAGCUGUGCUCAUCUGUGGCAUCAUCACAGCCCGUCCAGGUUCAGACCAUCACGACAAUUUUGACGAUCGUGAUAAUAUCAUAGUACGAUUGAGCAAAGUGCCAAUUCGGAGCUUGCCGGAGAGUCAGCCACCGCACUACUAG